AGCCAGGACUGAGACGAGAGGAGACAGUUUUCUGAUAGAGCUGCUAACAAAAGUUAUUGAGAAGUUCCACUUAUAGGACAAGGCAGAUAGAAAGAGAGCAAGGAGAAGGAGGGGAGAGAGAGAGACAGAGAGAUAUAGAGGACGACAUUACAUAAUAAAUCGGUAACAUUCGACCGGGACCGGCACUGACUGACACUUAUGCGAACUUAUUAUUAGGGUCGAAUCGACUUUAUAUUGUAUACAGGUUUAACUUUAAGUGAGUCUAAAUUGUUUGUCACACAUCUAGAUACCAAGGGUGUUAUUAGUUGUGUGUUAUUUGUUUAUUUGAAUGACAAACAAGCGUAGAAUUAUGAGACCUCCGAGGCUAGUCGUUUUUUUGGCGCGAAUUUUGUUGACAGGAACGCGCGUGUGUAUAUAUUGAUUUUCCACCUCAGAUUAUUAUUCUCUGAUGUUUCCUAACAUUGGAAAUCAGGAGUGACUUGUACAUCAUUGAUAGAGAGCUCUGCGUUCAAGUCCUCGGUUAAAGCUAUGACUUCAGCCACGCCCCCUUCCUCCCGUAGCCAAUCCCCCCAGAAAGUCUGCCACUCCCAGACACAGACAGAUGUCCUGAAGCCCCUCUUAGGUGGUGGAGGGGGUGGAGCUUCCACAGGAAAUGGCCCCGCGGCUUUGAGACGCCGGCGACGGGUUCUGUCCAAAGAUGGGCGGAGCAACGUUCGCAUCGAACACGUGAGCGGCCGUGGGACGCUUUACCUGCGGGACCUCUGGACCACUUUCCUAGACAUGCAGUGGCGCUACAAGCUUUUCCUGUUUUCGGCCACCUUUGCUGGCACCUGGUUUGUCUUUGGGGUCCUGUGGUACUUAGUGGCCCUCGUGCAUGGAGAUUUACUAGAGUUUGAUCCUCCAUCCAACCAUACGCCAUGUGUCAUGCAGGUUCAGACUCUGACCGGAGCGUUUCUUUUCUCCCUGGAAUCACAAACUACGAUUGGCUAUGGCUUUCGCUGCAUUACUGAGGAAUGUCCACUCGCUAUCAUCCUGCUGAUCGUGCAACUUGUGAUCACAAUGGUGAUGGAGAUCUUCAUCACUGGAACCUUCCUCGCCAAGGUAGCUCGGCCAAAAAAGCGUGGCGAGACGGUGAAGUUCAGUCAGCAUGCCGUGGUAGCCAAUCACGAGGGUCGACCUUGUCUCAUGAUUCGAGUGGCUAAUAUGCGUAAGAGCCUGCUUCUGGGCUGCCAGGUGUCAGGUAAACUGCUGCAGACAUCGCAGACUAAAGAGGGUGAGACUGUGCGUCUGGAUCAGAGGAAUGUAGCCUUCCAAGUGGACACAUCUAGUGACAGUCCCUUUCUUAUCCUACCCCUCACUUUCUACCAUGUGAUAGAUGACAACAGCCCAUUGCGGGCAUGGGCCGCCAAAGGUGGCGGGUGGACUGAUCCGGAGCUGGCUGACUUUGAGCUGCUGGUGAUCAUGAGUGCUACAGUUGAACCGACCUCGGCCACCUGUCAGGUGCGCACCUCCUACCUGCCUGACGAGAUCCUGUGGGGCUACGAGUUCCCGCCCGUCGUCUCCCUCUCACCCUCUGGAAAAUACGUCGCAGACUUCGCUUUCUUUGACAAGGUUGCCAAGACCAAGACUCCACCCCUUUUCAAACAAGCCCCGCCCUCCCAUACACAAACACCACAGCAUCAAGGCAGCGGAGAAAAAGGGGCGGAUACUGAGAAGAUGCGACUGGAGGAGAGUUACCGGGAGGAACGGGGGCGGGACAGAGGGCGUGUCCGAGAUCAGCUUAGCGUGCGCAUCAGUAACGUGUAAUCAGAGAAAAAUAACUUGGAGCUCUGAUGGAGAUAAAUUGCUUGAGUCGAUUCAGCGUUAGCCAACUUUUUUUUUUUUGAUGCCACUGAGCUUACCUGUGUUACAAGGUAGCAUGCCAGCAGAGUUGGCUAGCGCUGAAAUACACUGGCAUACAAGCAUGAAAUGGAGAAGAGGAAGAGAUAGAGCGGCUGUGUUCGGAUUAGUGCACUAGCAUACUUUCCUUGAUUUUUCUGCGGUAUGUUGUGUGUGUGUGUGUGUGUACCUGUGCAGUUUCUCUGCCAAAGAUCAGAUAUGGCAAAACGGUUGGAAAAAUAUGCCUCUGCCUACAUUUGUUUUUGCAAAGACUAAAAUCAAAACAUACAUAGACUACUUUAAAUACUGAAAUACUUGAAAAAUUUGGAGUUUCUGUGGAUAUUUAAAAGUUAUGUGUUUGAGUAAAACAUUAUUCUGAAUACUACUGAUGACAAUACUUUGGCUGACAUUACCAAAUUUUCAGUUAACUGUUUUUGUUAUGUAUAAAAUUCUGUAACAAAAAAAAAAGAAAUGUUUAGACAUGUUUACAUUAAUUUGUAGAUAAAACAAUGCCAAUUUUUGAACCUCAAAAGACGUAAAAAAUACAAUAUUUAGUCAAAUAACCUUCACUUUCAAUAACAGCAAAUGAAAACAUUCGCAAUUCAGACCAACCAUCAUCCUAAAAAUAAAUAAAUAAUCUAAAAUUGGCAAGAAAUGAUAUCAGAUGAUAUAUAAUAAGACAAAUAUUAACAUUUUACUCAAAUCCAUAGCUAAUAAAUCUAGCAGAUCCAGAGAAACUGAGAAUGGCUACACAUGGGUGAAAAGGAUGAGAUUUUCCAUGUUUGGGUAUUAUAUAUGAGCAAUUCCAGCGUUAUGGAUGUGACAUUUGCAGUAAAACUCAAAACACAAAUACACACAGAAAGUAUACAUUAACAUUAUAUUGAAACAAUGGUUUACAUUUUCCAAAACAACUCCCCACAGAGUUAUGGGAUCAGAAAAAUAUCAGUCUGUAAACAUGUUUAAUACUUUAAAUGAGGGAAAUAAACAUGUGUUAUGGAUGUGACAAAUAGUUUGCGAGUUUACAGUAUACAACAUACUCGGUAGAAAUUCUGUGAAUUAAACUGCACAACCCAAAAGAAACAAUGCUAAUCAAAAGAAUAAGAGUUGGAUCACUACAGAACAAAAAUGGUUGAUUUGAUUUGACAUUUUUGCAUUUAUGAGGGAAAAGAUCCGUUAUGCAUGUGACACUUUUCUGUUAUGGAUGUGACAGAUGUAAAAUUUCCACUUGUGUGACGUUGGUGAAUCAAAUAUAAUAGUUUGAAAACACUGACAGACCAUUUAAAGGACUUUAAAAGUACUGUAAAAUACUUGCUUACACAAAAAAAUGUAUACAUACAUACAUACAUACAUACAUACAUACAUACAUACAUACAUACACACACA
This is a messenger RNA of Danio aesculapii, 3261 nucleotides long. RefSeq names its product potassium inwardly rectifying channel subfamily J member 10a (gene kcnj10a). The transcript has 6 exons. Gene Ontology annotation, molecular function: inward rectifier potassium channel activity. The record is from RefSeq and is a predicted model, not a curated record. The coding region runs from base 529 to 1806 and encodes 425 amino acids. NCBI's taxonomy places the organism in Eukaryota, Metazoa, Chordata, Actinopteri, Cypriniformes, Danionidae. Gene Ontology annotation, cellular component: plasma membrane. Gene Ontology annotation, biological process: potassium ion import across plasma membrane; regulation of monoatomic ion transmembrane transport.